AUGGAUUCAAUAAUGGCAAAAAUAAGAGAAGUUGAAAAAGCCGCCACAGUCAUCUUUGAAGGAAGUGAACCAGUUGCUGAUUUAGUUGUCGAGAGUAACGAAAAACGUGUCACUAAAAAGAGGAAACUUAAUGAUUAUGGUCAUGAGGAAAAUUAUUUGCUGAAUCGACAAGGUAAACGAGAAGUUGAUAUUAAUGACGAAGUUGAAAAUAUCGUUAUUAGUAGUAAUGAGGAUGAGGAAAGGAAGAAUCCGAAAAUUCUACCGCCAGAUUUUAAUUUGGUGCGAAAAUUGAUAAUCGGUGAAAGAUUAAAGUUAUUCGAAAAUCUCGGUGAAAAUGCAGUUUUCCUUAUGAAAUUGAAAGAAGAACCUGAUGAGGAAUAUAUCGAAGCGAUUAAUCAGGCUGAAAAUAACAAAUUGCCUAUCGAAUUCAAUAAUGUUGGAUUUUCGCAGACUGUUUAUUCCAAAAAGCUUCCAUACGAUGAGCUUCUCGAUAGGAUUUGCAAAUUUUCAAACAUCCAAGAAUCAUUUAUUAGUGGUCAACGAAGAAAAAUCAUCAGUGUUUUAGACGACUAUGAAAAAUUUGCGUUGGCUAGUAGCGGUUUCAGAUAUUUUGUAAAGCUAUGUACAGAUCCGAUUUUUGAAGAAAUCUGCACUAGGAUUGAAAAAAUUGGAAAUUUGAAUGACGCGGGGACAGUGGAAUCAGUUGCGAAAAUGUUGCGAUUUGCCAAUUCUGAAUCAUCGACUGCUGAUGCAAGAGAACUAUUGGAUAUAAUUCGUGAUCUAUUAGAAAAAGAAACAGAUAUUCGUGAAAUUAUCGAUAUCGACGAGGAAAAUGACGAGAUAGAUAUUGCAAAUAUAGAAAGUAUUGAUCCUUCGUGUCAUAAAGUAGGUGGAAUGCCAUUGGCUGAAGAAAAAUUUCGAUCAUCUCUUAUGAAAAAAAUGCAUGAAGAUGAAGAAAAACUUUUUUCGGGUAUAAUGAAAUGCCCGCUUUGUCAUGAUUGUGAAAAUUAUGUGGUUGAAAGUGAUUUACAAAGUCAUUUGAUAAAUGAACAUUACAAUAUACAUCUUUAUGCAUGUCAUACCUGUUUUGAAGCAUUUCCUUCAAUUGAAUUAUUAAAAAAACAUCCGUGCACUGAUUUCGCUCAAUAUAUUGUUCAUUUAUUAACGGCUGAUUUAAAAUUUGAAUUCAAUAUUGUUAUGCAUACUCUUGUUUGUGGUGAGUGCAAUUUGCAAAUUCCCUUAUCUGGCAUCGAUAAACUUUCGUCAAUCAUAAAACUACGUGGUUUAUUGGGUUUGCAUGACUGUGAUCGUUUGGUCUCUUGCCUUAUAUUUUUUGCCGAAGAACCGCUUGGAAUGGAAUAUGUUUAUUUGAAAGGAUUUUCCGUUGAAAAUUCCAUCCCUAUUACAUGUUCAAUAUGUAACUACCAUUAUAUUUCGGCUAAAGAUAUAGAAAUUCAUCAAGAUUUGCAUAUUUCUGAAAUUGAAACCCUUAAAUGUCCUGUUUGCGCUUCCUUAUUUUAUUCUCAGUUCUUUUAUCGGAACCAUAUGUUGAGCCACAUAGGCGAUACAUAUUCUUUUGCUCCUUUAAUUGCUGGAUUGACUCCAGUUGCACCUUUAUGGAUGAUGGAAGAAUUCUGCAAAAUUGAUUGUGAUUUGAAAUGUGCGAUUGAUGGUGAAAUUUCGAGUGACACCAUCCAUAAUGCAAUGGAUGAUUUUGAUAAAGUGAACUCUAACCAUAAUCGAUGGAGUCUCUAUUUUUGUGCGAAUUCGGCUGAACUGAAUUCGAAAUUUGCUAUAGUUAAUAGUGAAAUUGAUAUUUUAUCAUUUGUUAAUCAAUUUAAACGAGAAGCAAGGAUUUAUGUUGGGCCAAAUGCCUCUGUGUACGAUCCAUCGAAAAGUGCAUUGUUGGUCUUGAGCUUGUAUUUGUGUACGAAAUGCAAUUCAUUGCAAUUGGGAACCGAAUGUUUAAUGAAACAUUUAAAAAAAUGCUUAUCAGAAAGUAUGAAUAUUGAUGAGAUUAAUGUGCACGAUCUUGAAAAUGAACUUUUAGUAAUACGAUUAUCUAGUUGUAAUUCUUUGUUGAACAUUAGACUUCUUUGUCCGUGGUGUAGUAUUUCAUGUUGUUCAAUAAUCAGUCUUCGACGACACUUUAUAAUCAAACAUGCGAUCUAUACAGUAUUUGAAGCCCCUGCCUGUCUUCAGUCAAUUGGUAUAAUGGAGUGGAAUAUUCAUUCAUCAUCACUUCUUCUUAACGAUAAUGCAAAAACCAUAAAUAUUAAUGUUGGAUUAACAAAAGAUGGACGUUUCCAUUCUAAUAUCGAAACUAUAUAUGGUCAAAUUUUGAGAUGGGCUAAUACAUCAGUCUAA
This is a messenger RNA of Dracunculus medinensis (Guinea worm), 2367 nucleotides long. NCBI's taxonomy places the organism in Eukaryota, Metazoa, Nematoda, Chromadorea, Rhabditida, Dracunculidae. The record is from the annotation of a GenBank genome assembly.